AUGUCGAGACCCGAGCUGUCAUCAGUCUCCCUUUCAUCUGCAGCUUCCCCGUUGCCGGGCGAGGCGUACCUGCGAGGUCCGCGCUACAAUUUCGGGCUCCAGGAGAGCCCUCAGAGCUGCGCGCCGGCCUGGGCCUCGGCCGCGGCCUCCAGCCCGCCCGGCACGUCUGGGGUCACGUCUGGGGUGGUCGGCGACCGCAGCAGGAGCAGCAGCAGCAGCCGCCCGCCCCGGGGCGCGGCCUGGCCCCCGCGAGGCUCAAACUUGGGAAGCAAAAGAUCCUAUGCAGCAAACACAGUUCCAUCCAAUUUUACUUUUGGUACAAGUUCAUCUUCUGCACAAGACACUAAUUAUCCACAAGUGAUUAAAACUCCGUUGACUGCUGGAAAUCCUCAGAGAUCAGGUUACAAAAAUUGGACACCACAAAUAGGACACUCAGCCACAUCCUCUUCUGGAGUUUCUGCACACUCUCCAUCAGUUAUUGUAGCUGUGGUUGAAGGAAGAGGACUUGCCAGAGGUGAGAUAGGAAUGGCAAGCAUUGACUUAAAAAGCCCACAGAUUAUAUUAUCUCAGUUUGCAGACAACACAACUUAUGCCAAGGUGAUCACUAAGCUGAAAAUUUUAUCACCUUUGGAAAUAAUAAUGUCAAAUACUGCAUGUGUUGUGGGAAAUUCAACCAAGUUGUUUACUCUGAUCACAGAAAAUUUCAAGAAUGUUAACUUCACAACUAUCCAGAGGAAAUACUUCAAUGAGACAAAAGGAUUGGAGUACAUUGAACAACUAUGUAUAGCAGAAUUCAGCACUGUCAUAAUGGAAGUUCAAUCCAAGUAUUACUGCCUUGCAGCUGUUGCAGCUUUGUUAAAAUAUGUUGAAUUUAUUCAAAAUUCUGUUUAUGCACCAAAAUCGCUGAAGAUUUGUUUCCAGGGUAGUGAACAGACAGCCAUGAUAGAUGCAUCAUCAGCUCAAAACCUUGAGUUGCUAAUUAAUAAUCAGGACUCCAGGAAUAAUCACACUCUCUUUGGUGUUUUGAACUACACUAAGACUCCUGGAGGGAGUAGAAGACUCCGUUCUAAUAUAUUAGAACCGCUUGUUGAUAUUGAAACUAUUAACAUGAGAUUAGAUUGUGUUCAAGAACUACUUCAAGAUGAGGAACUGUUUUUUGGACUUCAGUCAGUUAUAUCAAAAUUCCUUGAUACAGAGCAGCUUCUUUCUAUUUUAGUCCAAAUUCCAAAACAAGACACGAUUAAUGCAGCUGAAUCGAAGAUAACAAAUCUAAUAUAUCUAAAACAUACCUUAGAACUUGUGGAACCUUUAAAGAUGACUCUGAAGGACUGUAGUACAACUUUAUUAAGAGCUUACUAUGGCUCCUUGGAAGACAAGAGGUUUGGGAUCAUACUUGAGAAGAUCAAAACAGUGAUCAAUGAUGAUGCAAGAUAUAUGAAAGGAUGUCUGAAUAUGAGGACUCAGAAGUGCUAUGCUGUGAGGUCUAACAUAAAUGAAUUUCUUGAUAUUGCUAGGAGAACCUAUACAGAGAUUGUAGAUGACAUAGCAGGAAUGAUAUCACAACUUGCAGAAAAGUACAGUCUUCCUCUAAGGACAAGUUUUAGCUCCGCUCGAGGAUUUUUCAUUCAGAUGACUACAGAUUGUACAGCACUCCCCAGUGAUCAACUUCCUUCAGAAUUUAUCAAGAUUUCUAAAGUGAAAAAUUCUUAUAGCUUCACAUCAGCAGAUUUACUUAAAAUGAAUGAAAGAUGCCAAGAGUCUUUGCGAGAAAUUUAUCACAUGACUUACAUGAUAGUGUGUAAACUUCUUGGUGAGAUAUAUGAACAUAUUCAUUGCUUAUAUAAACUCUCCGACACUGUGUCAAUGCUGGACAUGCUACUGUCAUUUGCUCAUGCCUGUACUCUUUCUGACUAUGUUCGGCCAGAGUUUACUGAUACUUUAGCAAUCAAGCAGGGAUGGCAUCCCAUUCUUGAAAAAAUAUCUUUGGAAAAACCUGUUGCUAAUAAUACCUAUAUUACUGAAGGAAGUAAUUUUUUGAUUAUAACUGGACCAAAUAUGAGUGGAAAGUCCACAUAUUUAAAACAAAUAGCUCUUUGUCAGAUUAUGGCCCAGAUUGGUUCAUAUGUUCCAGCAGAAUAUUCUUCCUUUAGAAUUGCUGAACAGAUCUUUACAAGAAUCAGUACUGAUGAUGAUAUUGAAACAAAUUCAUCAACAUUUAUGAAGGAAAUGAAAGAGAUAGCAUAUAUUCUACAUAAUGCUAAUGACAAAUCGCUCAUAUUAAUUGAUGAACUUGGCAGAGGUACUAAUACAGAAGAAGGUAUUGGCAUUUGUUAUGCUGUUUGUGAAUAUCUGCUGAGCUUAAAGGCAUUUACAUUGUUUGCUACACAUUUCCUGGAGCUAUGUCAUAUAGAUGUCUUGUACCCUAAUGUAGAAAACAUGCAUUUUGAAGUGCAGCAUGUAAAGAACACUGCAAGAAACAAAGAAGCAAUUUUGUAUACCUAUAAACUUUCUAAAGGACUUACAGAAGAAAAAAAUUAUGGAUUAAAAGCUGCAGAAGCAUCAUCACUUCCACCCGAAAUUAUCUUGGAUGCCAGAGAAAUCACAACUCAAAUUACAAGACAAAUUUUGCAAAACCAUAGGAGUACUCCUGAGAUGAAAAGACAGAGAGCUGUGUAUCAUCUAGCUACUAGACUUGUUCAAACUGCUCGAAAUUCUCAGUUGGAUCCAGACAGGUUGCGAGUCUAUUUAAGUAAUCUCAAGAAGAAGUAUGAAGAAGAUUUUUCCCAGGAUGAACAAGUUCCAGAACAGACUGAAGAAUAA
Molecule: messenger RNA, 2820 nt
Organism: Dipodomys spectabilis (banner-tailed kangaroo rat)
Lineage: Eukaryota; Metazoa; Chordata; Mammalia; Rodentia; Heteromyidae
Gene: Msh4
Product: mutS homolog 4
Exons: 20
Coding region: 1-2820 (939 amino acids)
Biological process (GO): mismatch repair; reciprocal meiotic recombination
Cellular component (GO): nucleus
Molecular function (GO): ATP binding; mismatched DNA binding; ATP-dependent DNA damage sensor activity
Source: RefSeq, a predicted model, not a curated record